Scophthalmus maximus (turbot) is the source of this 1487-nucleotide messenger RNA. RefSeq names its product RNA polymerase I and III subunit C (gene polr1c). Gene Ontology annotation, molecular function: protein dimerization activity; DNA binding. Lineage: Eukaryota; Metazoa; Chordata; Actinopteri; Pleuronectiformes; Scophthalmidae. The transcript is spliced from 9 exons. Gene Ontology annotation, cellular component: RNA polymerase III complex; RNA polymerase I complex. Gene Ontology annotation, biological process: DNA-templated transcription. Bases 78 to 1139 code for a protein of 353 amino acids. The record is from RefSeq and is a predicted model, not a curated record.
CAAAGUGUAUUUAAAAAAAAAAAAAAAAAAAAUCGGUAGCGGAAGUGUGGGCGGAGCCUAAACAACUUCACGACAAAAUGGCUGCGAUCACGAAGAACGUGGAAGAGAUUCGGAAUCGAGUAAUUCUUGGAGAAUUUGGGGUGAAAAAUGUUCAUACAACGGAUUACCCGGGAAACUAUCCAGGCUAUGAUGACACGUGGGAUUUGGAAAAAUUCCAAAAGAACUUCAGAAUCGAUGUCGUGAAUCUGGACGAGAGCAGCAUGGAGUUUGACAUGGUGGGAAUAGAUGCAGCCAUCGCCAACGCCUUCAGGAGGAUCUUACUGGCGGAGGUGCCCACCAUGGCCAUAGAGAAGGUGUUUAUCUAUAACAACACAUCCAUCGUACAAGAUGAAGUCCUGGCCCACAGACUAGGACUGAUCCCCAUCAAAGCGGACCCACGCCUGUUUGAGUAUAGGAACACUGUUUCAGGUGACGAGACGGUCGAGGAAGAAGGAUCAGAGAUAGACACGAUUCAACUGCAGCUGAAGAUUAAAUGCAGCAGGAACCCCAGAGCCAGCAAAGACUCAUCGGACCCCCGAGAGCUGUAUCUGAACCACAUGGUUUAUUCCAAGGACAUAAAGUGGGUCCCCAUUGGAAACCAAGCUGACGUUUUUGUGGACUCGGGCAUCGGACCCGUACACGACGACAUCCUUGUCGCUCAGCUACGACCAGGACAGGAGCUGGACAUUACUAUGCACUGUGUCAAAGGAAUCGGUAAGGACCAUGCUAAGUUCUCUCCAGUGGCCACGGCCAGUUACCGCCUUCUGCCAGAGAUUACGCUCCUGGAGCCGGUGGAGGGAGAGAUGGCGGAGCGUUUAAAACGCUGCUUCUCACGGGGAGUUAUUGAGCUGGAGGAUGUGAAUGGGACAAAGGUUGCCAAAGUAGUGAACAGUCGCCCGGACACGUGCAGCAGGGAAGUCCUCCGACAUGAUGACCUGAAGAACGUGGUGAAACUCGGGAGAGUGCGAGACCAUUUCAUAUUUACCGUGGAGUCGACGGGCAUCUUACCUCCAGACGUGCUGGUCACAGAGGCCGUCAAAGUCCUCAUGACCAAGUGUCAGAGGUUUCUCGGUGAACUGGACUCUAGUGAAAUGGAGUAAAACGGUGACUGUUCAUGCUCAGACCCACAAAGAGGUCCUGGUGUUUGAAUAAACCUACUAAGAAUUAUGACUCGCGCUUACAGUGGAAUGGCUACAAACUGUACUGUUUUCAUAAAGAAGAUAUUGUCUUGGUUGGUAGACUUGCCAGUAAAUAUGUAUAUACUACUCUCUCUAGUUUUUGUACACUUUUGAUUUAUUGAGCAGCUAAGUUUCUAUGUCAUCACAUGAAAGAUGCUGUAUUUAAUAAAAAACAUCAAACAUAUUUAAAUGUCCAGACAUACUGUACAAUUUUCUGUAUGGAUCUGUGCAUAACAUAGGAUAAUAAAAGAAAGGAGAAGUAAACUUCAA